CUCUUUCCCUUUCCGUUGUUCCAGGCACUCUCGUGUGUUUAGGCGUUUUUCACAUUCUCUAAAUUUUACCUUAAUUAUACUUGUUUUGAAUUUUCCUUCCGUUUUGGGAAAUGUCUCUAACUAACUUGAGUUAAUCGUCAAAAAGCUAGGGUUUUAUCGUUUUGGGGCCUUUGUUAGUUCUGUGUGUUUAGGGUUCGCCGGGGAAUUCCGAAUUGAUAAUCGUCGGAGCUCUGAAUAUCUCCCGGCGAGAUGGCUUGUAAUAUCCCGAUGAGCCCCCAAUUGGAGCAGAUCCAUGGCGAAAUCCGUGACCACUUCCGAGCCCUCGCGAAUGGUUUCCAGAGGUUGGAUAAGAUCAAGGAUUCAACUCGACAAACCAAGCAACUCGAGGAACUCACUGACAAGAUGCGAGACUGCAAAAGGUUGGUCAAGGAUUUUGACCGUGAACUCAAGGAUGAGGAAGCUAGUAAUCCUCCUGAAGUAAAUAAGCAAUUGAAUGAUGAGAAACAGUCUAUGAUUAAGGAACUCAAUUCUUAUGUUGCUCUAAGAAAAACGUAUAUGAGUACCCUUGGCAACAAGAAGAUUGAACUUUUUGAUAUGGGAGCUGGACCCAGCGCCGAACCUACACCUGAGGACAAUGUUCAAGUCGCUUCAGCUAUGUCAAACCAGGAGCUUGUUGAUGCUGGAAUGAAAAGAAUGGAUGAGACUGAUCAGGCCAUUCAGCGCUCAAAACAGGUUGUAGAACAAACACUAGAAGUUGGAACUCAAACUGCAGCUAAUUUAAAGGGACAGACGGAUCAAAUGGGACGCGUUGUGAACCACUUAGACACGAUUCAGUUCUCUAUCAAGAAAGCAUCACAGCUUGUGAAAGAGAUAGGGAGACAGGUGGCUACGGAUAAAUGCAUAAUGAUGUUCCUGUUUCUCAUUGUAUGCGGUGUGAUAGCCAUUAUCGUAGUGAAGAUCGUCAACCCGAAUAACAAGGACAUCAGGGACAUCCCAGGAUUAGCUCCUCCAGCGCAAUCGAGGAAGCUACUAUACUUGAGGAAUCCGGAGUACAUGGGAAGAUAGAAUCUCUGCCUGUAUAUGUUAUUCACGUGUAAUGAGGAAGUUGCGUCUUGAGGUUCGAUAAUAUAUCUUCUUUGCCUUUUCAUUUGUUCACAAUCCAUUUCAUGGAUGAGAGAGAGAGGGGUUGUGUGCUUUGGUAGUUGACGAGGCUUGGGGUUGUUUAUGUUCAUGUUCUUUUGUUUCUUUUCACCCCAGUCAUUUGAAUCUGGGUUUUGAUUGGAGAGGGUUUGUAUAUUUCAUCAUUUGUUUUCUUUGUAGUAACCUAUCACUUCUUUUGUAUAAAAUUCAGUACCAUGUUAUAUACUCUC
Molecule: messenger RNA, 1370 nt
Organism: Brassica oleracea var. oleracea
Lineage: Eukaryota; Viridiplantae; Streptophyta; Magnoliopsida; Brassicales; Brassicaceae
Product: novel plant SNARE 13-like
Exons: 10
Coding region: 250-1065 (271 amino acids)
Biological process (GO): vesicle fusion
Cellular component (GO): Golgi apparatus; ER to Golgi transport vesicle membrane; late endosome membrane
Molecular function (GO): SNARE binding; SNAP receptor activity
Source: RefSeq, a predicted model, not a curated record